AUGUGCCUAGUCGACCAUGGGGCCGUGAGCCGAACAAUCGACUGUGCCGUGGAAGACACGCAGCAGCGCAAAUUCAACUCGACAUUUGACGGGAUACGCAAAAUCGCGCGAAAUGAAGGAAUCUUAACCCUGUGGCGGGGACUAGUGCCCACCCUUGUCAUGGCAAUACCGGCAAAUGUGAUUUAUCUAGCGGGGUACGAGUGGAUGCGAGUUGACCCUCGCAGUCCUAUUCCACAGUAUGUCUCCGAUGGCUUUGUGCCGUUGGUUGCUGGCAGUGUUGCGCGAAUUGCUGCUGCAUCUGUGAUUAGCCCCAUUGAAAUGUUCCGGACACGACUGCAGGCAACGCCGGGUACUGGCACGGGGCAUUUCCGCGCUACACUCGAGGGUCUUCACCAGAUGACUCGCGUUCAAGGAUAUGGCUCUUUAUGGCGUGGUUUGAGCUUGACCAUGUGGCGCGAUGUGCCCUUCUCAGGCCUGUAUUGGUGGGGUUACGAGGCGGUGCGAGAUGUACUCACAAACAUUCGUGAAUCAAAUCAUAAUAGUAUGCGAGAUGCCAAGGAUGGACGACAACUCAAGUCUCGCCUGGACUCGCGGUCUCAUCAAAGUUCAGCCAUCACGUUAAUGGAUAGUUUCAUCGCCGGGUCGGUGUCCGGGGCAGUGGCAGCAUUGGUCACGACGCCCUUUGACGUGGGCAAGACCCGGCAGCAAGUGUUCCGGCAUAGCUGCGAAGACGUUUCAGCAAAGGCUGCUGCUGUUGCUGCUACUACUACUUCUGCGGCCACUAUACAUCCGGAACAACUACCAAUGCCGCGCUUUUUACUGCAUAUAUUCCAGCACGAAGGCACGGCGGGGCUGUUUAGAGGGUGGGCCGCGCGAUGUCUAAAGGUUGCUCCGGCGUGUGCCAUUAUGAUAUCGAGCUAUGAGGUGGGAAAGAAGAUGGCAGAAGGGGUCAAUAGUCGACGGUUAUCCGAGGGCGAUAAACCAUGA
Molecule: messenger RNA, 987 nt
Organism: Talaromyces atroroseus
Lineage: Eukaryota; Fungi; Ascomycota; Eurotiomycetes; Eurotiales; Trichocomaceae
Exons: 1
Coding region: 1-987 (328 amino acids)
Biological process (GO): mitochondrial transmembrane transport
Source: RefSeq, a predicted model, not a curated record